Diaporthe amygdali is the source of this 1185-nucleotide messenger RNA. RefSeq lists its product as uncharacterized. Bases 1 to 1185 code for a protein of 394 amino acids. The transcript has 2 exons. The record is from RefSeq and is a predicted model, not a curated record. Lineage: Eukaryota; Fungi; Ascomycota; Sordariomycetes; Diaporthales; Diaporthaceae.
AUGACCAUCACCCAACUUCUGUCCCACACUGCUGGAUUAACAGCGUCCGGCUUUGUGGGCUACCCGGCCCAUAGCGACCAUAUCAAGACCUCGGCGGAAGUUCUCAAGGGAGGGCUGGGUGACGCCAACAGCCCUCCUGUAUACAUACACGGCAUUCCAGGAAUGCAGGCCGAGUACUCUGGUGGGGGCUCUACGAUUCUGCAGGCCAUGCUGGAAAACAUUGCCGGCGAGCUGGGAUUUGCCUCGUAUGCGUCGUUGAUGAAGGCCAAGGUCCUCAGUCCGCUGGGAAUGACACGGUCCUUUUACUGUGAUGCUGGCCCACUUCCACAACACGAAAACAACUACGCGACAGCCUAUCAAAAUGGCACCUACCCUCUUGAAAAUGGGCAAGUCUUUCACGUUCACCCCGAGCAGGGUGCAGCGGGCUUAUGGACGACGUCGCUCGACCUUGUGAAGGGUCUCAUAGGAGUGGCGCACACAGCCUUGGGGACACCGGCCGCGGUAAGGCUGAACGGAAACCCGUGGAUCAGACCCGACGCUGCCCAAGAGAUAUUCAAAAAAAGGUCGGAACUUGCUUAUGAAGAUGACGCUUACUACUGUGGCUUCGAGGUCGAGUUCUUGGACGGCGAGGAUGAGUUUCCUGGGGAUGAGAGGCUCGUGCGCAUCUCGCACGCGGGCAGCAACGAGGGAUACCGUACGGUGAGGGAAGGCGAAGAGGUUGUCAUCAAUGCGAUGGCGUGCAUGACUAACUCCAAUUAUGGCGGCGACCUCUGCGGACCCAUGGUAUGUGCCAUCUCGGAUCUGCUCGACAGUCCUCUGGGGGCAGGGCCCCCAAGUGGUCCAUUCACCGACAGAGCACCCUUCAUUGCCGUGGACCCGAUGCCAUCGGCGCCACCAGCGGGAUGGGCGGCUUAUCAGGGAGAGUGGAGGAUCGAAAACCGGGCUCAGACACUCGAGAUCACGACUGGCCCUGGGCCGUCUAUCGGAGUUGUGUUCAGCCACCUGGAGGGGGUGGUGCUGCCGCUGAUGGCAUGCGCAGCCAGGAAGGGCCCCGAGAUGUUGAGGUUGCGGGUGAGCACGCUCAACGUGACGCUGGAUUUUGCCAAGAAGGGGGCCGAGGCGUCGUUGAGCCUCUGCACGGGCGGCGCGAAGCUCAAGUGCACCCGGGGACGGCUGCUUCCGUGA